AAGUAGAUUUCACUAGAUUUGAUUUUGAACAAACACUCUGUUCUUUCAUAAUCUGUCUGUUCAUACAUAUAGAGAGAAGAAGUAAAAGACAGUGAUGUGUAUCUUAAUUCGUACAUAUGAAUAUAUGAGAUAUCUCUUUAUCUUUUAGUAUAUAAAAUGAACAAACAACUCUGUUUUCCCACUUUUUCUUCCAAGUAAAUAAAUUUCUGGCUUCUUUUGUUUCUUCGUUUCGAUUAUUGGUAAGCGGAAAAUAGAGGAGAAAUGGCUAGGAACGGAGUGUUUUCGCGGCGGUGGAGGGCAGAGAAGCUGGAAGAGUUUGAUAAGUUGUGCCCGUCUUUGGUUUCUGAUGAAGUUCAUGUUCUUGCUGUGGAUGAUAGUUUCGUUGACCGGAAAGUCAUUGAACGGCUCCUCAAAAUCACAUCUUGCAAAGUGACUACAGUUGAUAGUGGGAGUAGAGCUUUGCAAUUUCUUGGAUUGGAUGAACAGGAAAGCUCUGUCCAAUUUGAUGCUUUGAAGGUGGAUAUGAUAAUUACAGAUUAUUGUAUGCCUGGAAUGACUGGCUACGAGUUGCUCAAAAAGAUUAAGGGCUCAUCGUUUAAGGAAAUACCAGUUGUGAUUAUGUCAUCCGAAAAUGUUUUGGCACGAAUUGACAGUUGUUUGGAAGAAGGUGCCGAAGAUUUUCUAUUGAAACCAGUGAAAUUGUCAGAUGUAAAACGAUUGAAGGAUUACAUGUUCAGCGAAGAUCGGUCUAGAACAGAAGCCAAAGGAAUGAACAAAAGAAAGUUGCCAGAAACAUCGUCUAAUGAUCCAUCAACGCCUACUAUCUUGCCUUUGACUUCAAUUGACACGGCAUCAACUCCUUCAUCCGAAUUCUGUUCCUCCCCCUCCUCCCCGAUAGCAUUUUCAUCGUUGCUCUCUGCUGAUUCAUCCUCCAAUUCUUCCAUGCCAUCCUCACCAGAUUCACCAACAAGACGAGUCAAAAUGAGCAACCAAAAUUUGUAACACCGUAUUGACUUACGUUUUUUUUUCUCCCCCUUUCCCCCUCAGCCCUCGGGCGGACUCUGUAGGGGCCUGUCAAUUUUUGGCCACUUACUGUUUGUUUUAACCACACAAGGUUUAUAAAUAUUUAUAUUACAGUUAAACCUUUCUAUAACAGUCAUCUUCUAUAAUAACAUAUCACUAUUACAGUCA
Molecule: messenger RNA, 1191 nt
Organism: Lycium barbarum (goji berry)
Lineage: Eukaryota; Viridiplantae; Streptophyta; Magnoliopsida; Solanales; Solanaceae
Product: two-component response regulator ARR6-like
Exons: 5
Coding region: 262-1002 (246 amino acids)
Biological process (GO): cytokinin-activated signaling pathway; phosphorelay signal transduction system
Source: RefSeq, a predicted model, not a curated record